Messenger RNA from Sphaerodactylus townsendi, 1686 nucleotides. It is a transcript of the gene TUFM, whose product is annotated as Tu translation elongation factor, mitochondrial. The record is from RefSeq and is a predicted model, not a curated record. Gene Ontology annotation, cellular component: mitochondrion. Gene Ontology annotation, molecular function: GTP binding; translation elongation factor activity; GTPase activity. The coding region runs from base 54 to 1433 and encodes 459 amino acids. The transcript is spliced from 11 exons. Gene Ontology annotation, biological process: mitochondrial translational elongation. Lineage: Eukaryota; Metazoa; Chordata; Lepidosauria; Squamata; Sphaerodactylidae.
AUAUUAUUGUUCCUCCACGCGCCUGGCGUGACGUAGAUUCCGGGCGAGCGAAGAUGGCGAGCCGCGCGCUGCUGGUGGCGCGAGGGGGAGGUUUUGGCUUGGAAGGUUUACGUGGCUGCCUGCCUCGUUACUUGCAGGGUGUUCUUGCAGCGCCACUGCCCUGCCCGGCUUUCCAUGGACAAACCGUCCUUGUACGAGGGCUUGCAGUUGAAGCUAAGAAAGUAUAUGUACGGGACAAACCACACGUUAAUAUUGGGACCAUUGGACAUGUCGACCAUGGCAAGACCACGUUAACAGCAGCCAUCACCAAAAUUUUGUCUGAGGCAGGAAGCGCCCGGUUCAAGAAAUACGAAGAGAUCGAUAACGCACCAGAAGAGAAAGCCCGUGGGAUCACAAUCAACGCCUCCCACGUAGAAUAUUCGACAGCCAAUCGUCACUAUUCACACACAGAUUGUCCUGGGCAUGCUGAUUAUGUCAAGAAUAUGAUCACAGGAACAUCGCCUCUGGAUGGCUGCAUCCUGGUGGUAGCUGCAACGGACGGUCAGAUGCCUCAAACCAGGGAGCAUCUUCUGCUUGCCAAACAGAUCGGAGUGCAGCACAUUGUUGUGUACAUCAACAAAGCCGACGCCGUUGACGACAAAGAGAUGCUGGAUUUGGUGGAGCUGGAGAUCCGUGAGCUGCUCACCGAGUUUGGCUACAGCGGGGAGACGAUUCCUGUCAUCAUAGGUUCUGCUCUGUGUGCUUUGGAGCACCGGAACCCAGAGUUGGGCCUGAAUUCAGUCAUGAAGCUGCUGGAUACGGUGGACACGCACAUCCCUGUGCCUCAGCGUGAGCUGGACAAACCUUUCCUGCUUCCCAUAGAGCAUACCUACUCCAUACCAGGCCGGGGUACUGUGGUGUCAGGCACCCUUGAACGUGGCGUUAUUAAGAAAGGGGACGACUGUGAAUUUGUGGGGCACAACCGGAACAUGCGCUCAGUGGUAACUGGGGUGGAGAUGUUCCACAAACAAUUGGAGCGGGCAGAGGCUGGUGACAACCUGGGCGCUUUGGUGCGUGGGCUGAAGCGGGAGGAUCUGCGGCGGGGGAUGGUUAUGUGCAAACCUGGAUCUAUCCAGCCGCAUCAGAAGGUUGAAGCUCAGGUUUACAUCCUGAGCAAAGAGGAGGGUGGUCGUCACAAGCCGUUUGUUUCAAAUUUCACACCAGUCAUGUUUUCUCUGACCUGGGACAUGUCCUGCCGCUUGGAACUGCCCGCGGGAAAGGAAUUAGUUAUGCCAGGGGAGGACACCUCUCUAAUUAUGGUAUUGCGAAACCCCAUGGUUUUGGAGAUCGGCCAGCGAUUCACGCUCCGUGAUGGACACAGAACCAUUGGUACAGGAGUGGUCACAAAGACACUGGAAAUGACUUCGGCAGAUAAAGAGAAGUGGGAAAAUUAGAGUUUAUCCAACUCCGGUGUGUUUCAGGAAGCUGUUGCCUCAAGUGGCUGGCAUGAAACUAGAACUAAAGACUACUGGGCGAAGAGGAGAUGUGGGCAUCUUCGCAGAGAAUACUUUUUAUGUAAGCCUUGGUGAAAAUGGUUUACACCCACACAACUACAGCCUUGAAGGGUUAUUAAAAACAUAUGUUCUGCUUAAUCCUGUUUAUCUCUGAGGGGGAAACUAGUUAAAUAAAAGAUUAAACUAAUCUGAA